Messenger RNA from Physeter macrocephalus (sperm whale), 1230 nucleotides. RefSeq names its product FERM domain-containing protein 3. The record is from RefSeq and is a predicted model, not a curated record. Lineage: Eukaryota; Metazoa; Chordata; Mammalia; Artiodactyla; Physeteridae. The transcript is spliced from 14 exons. Gene Ontology annotation, molecular function: cytoskeletal protein binding. Bases 22 to 1230 code for a protein of 402 amino acids. Gene Ontology annotation, cellular component: cytoskeleton.
AUCAAAUCGCUCAGCCAGGAGAUGAAAUGCACCAUUCGGCUGCUGGACGACUCGGAGAUCUCCUGCCAUAUCCAGAGGGAGACCAAAGGGCAGUUUCUUAUUGACCACAUCUGCAACUACUACAGCUUGCUGGAGAAGGACUACUUCGGCAUUCGUUUUGUGGACCCAGAGAAGCAGCGGCACUGGCUUGAACCUAACAAGUCCAUCUUCAAGCAAAUGAAAUCUCAUCCACCAUACACCAUGUGCUUUAGAGUGAAAUUCUACCCACACGAACCCUUGAAGAUUAAAGAAGAGCUCACCAGGUAUCUUUUGUACCUGCAAAUUAAAAGAGAUAUUUUCCACGGUCGACUGCUCUGCUCCUUUUCAGAUGCUGCCUACCUGGGUGCCUGUAUCGUCCAAGCUGAGCUCGGUGACUACGAUCCUGACGAGCAUCCUGAGAAUUACAUCAGUGAGUUCGAGAUUUUCCCCAAGCAGUCACAGAAGCUGGAAAGAAAAAUAGUGGAAAUUCAUAAAAAUGAACUCAGAGGCCAGAGCCCACCAGUUGCUGAAUUUAACUUACUUCUGAAAGCUCACACUUUGGAAACCUAUGGGGUGGAUCCCCACCCAUGCAAGGAUUCGACAGGCACAACAACAUUUUUAGGAUUCACUGCUGCAGGCUUUGUGGUAUUUCAGGGAAAUAAGAGAAUCCAUUUGAUAAAAUGGCCGGAUGUCUGCAAAUUGAAGUUUGAAGGGAAGACAUUUUAUGUGAUUGGCACCCAGAAGGAGAAAAAAGCCAUGUUGGCAUUCCAUACUUCAACACCAGCUGCCUGCAAACAUCUUUGGAAGUGUGGGGUGGAAAACCAGGCCUUUUAUAAGUAUGCAAAAUCCAGUCAGAUCAAGACUGUGUCAAGCAGCAAGAUAUUUUUUAAAGGAAGUAGAUUUCGAUAUAGUGGCAAAGUUGCCAAAGAGGUGGUGGAAGCAAGCUCCAAAAUCCAGAGGGAGCCUCCAGAGGUGCACAGAACCAACAUUACUCAGAGCCGCAGUUCCCACUCCUUGAACAAACAACUCAUUAUUAACAUGGAGCCCCUGCAACCCCUGCGGCCAUCCCCCAGCGAGCAGGAAGAGGAACUUCCACUGGUUGAUGUUUCAUCAUUUAAAAUCUGGAUACUGGGCAGUUUCAAGAAGGCGGGUCACUGUGUCCCCGAGAGAUCACCUUUACCUGCAGCUUUAAGUCAAGAAUCCCUUCCAUAG